AUGCUUUCUACACGCCCUGGAGGGAAAAAGCCAGUUCCAGGCGCCUCAAGAGACAGCGGUGUCAUGCCCGGCAAUCCAAUACCGCAGAAAAAGCCUCGACGUUACCGCCCCGGAACCCUGGCCCUGCGUGAGAUUAGGCGCUACCAGCAAAACACCGGCUUGUGUAUGCGCAAACUGCCUUUCGCCCGCCUUAUGCAAGCCAAUAACGAAGGCAAGGGGGAACGUACCAGCAUUCUUUGCAGCAGCCAUCUUGCAUGUCGAUGCGAUUGGGCUCGGCUGCAAAUGGAUUUGAUCGACAGCAAGGCGAAAAUCGUGCGAUCCAUACCGGUAUCUCUCGUUCUCAAGCAGCUGUCAAAACUGAGAUGA
This is a messenger RNA of Pyricularia oryzae 70-15, 366 nucleotides long. RefSeq lists its product as uncharacterized. The transcript is spliced from 4 exons. Gene Ontology annotation, molecular function: DNA binding; protein heterodimerization activity; structural constituent of chromatin. Bases 1 to 366 code for a protein of 121 amino acids. Lineage: Eukaryota; Fungi; Ascomycota; Sordariomycetes; Magnaporthales; Pyriculariaceae. Gene Ontology annotation, cellular component: nucleosome. The record is from RefSeq and is a predicted model, not a curated record.